CAACUCACACCUUUCUCACUCUCGUGACUUUAACUUCCCGUCUGUGUUUUAUUUCACUCUGUAAACCUUGCGUGGGAUGACUUUGGUGCUAGCCUGUUAGCUUGUUAGCUCGUCGCUGCAAGGUUCCGCUUGGCUUCUUUUCUGUCACAAUGACAGCUGUCCUUCUUCUUGGGAUGGCGAACACGUGACUUGGCCUAACGUUACACGCAGACGUCAUCGUUGUGAUGGCUAACACGUUACUUUGCAUAAGGUUACAGGUGCAAUCUACCAAACGUGGGGAUCCAAGUGAGCUCAAGACCAUCUUCCAGAAGUAUGCCAGCAUUGUGGACAAGGAUGGAGACAGGUUUAUGACCCCUGGAGACUUUGUCCAGAAGUAUCUGGGUCUGCAAACACAGAUUCACCACAACCCCAAAACUGUACAGCUGCUGUCUGCUGUGGCCGACACCACAAAGGACGGGCUGAUCUCAUUCCAGGAAUUUCUGGCUUUUGAAUCUGUGUUAUGUGCACCAGACGCUCUCUUCAUUGUAGCCUUCCAGCUAUUUGACAAGACUGGAACUGGAGACAUUUCCUUUGAGAAUGUGAAAGACAUUUUCAGCCAGACCACAGUGCACCACCACAUUCCCUUCAACUGGGAAUGUGAGUUUAUCCAUUUGCAUUUUGGCCGUGACCGCAAGAAACGCCUCAACUACCUCGAGUUCACUCAGUUUCUGCAGGAACUGCAGUUAGAGCACGCACGCCAGGCUUUUGCCCAGAAGGACAAAGGCAAGAAUGGCGUCAUCUCUGCCUUGGACUUCAGUGACAUUAUGGCCACCAUCAGGCACCACAUGCUCACCCCCUUCGUGGAGGAAAACCUUGUCUCAGCAGCAGGAGGCAGCACCUCUCACCUUGUCAGCUUCUCUUAUUUUAACGCCUUUAACUCUCUGCUUAACAACAUGGAGCUGAUCCGUAAGAUCUAUAGCACACUGGCUGGCUCCUGGAACGACACACUAGUCACCAAAGAGGAGUUUGUUCAUGGGGCCAACAAGUUUGGGCAAAUCACGCCAAUGGAGAUUGACAUCCUGUACCAGUUAUCAGGACUGCACUCUCCCUCAGGGCGCCUGAACCUGGCGGACAUCGAGAGGAUAGCUCCUUUGGAAGAGGGCAGUCUUCCCUAUAACCUGGCUGAAACCCAAAAACAGACUCACGGGGACAGUUCAAGGCCCGUGUGGCUCCAAGUGGCAGAAUCUGCAUACAGGUUCUCUUUGGGCUCCAUUGCUGGAGCCACGGGUGCGACAGCUGUGUACCCUAUCGACCUGGUGAAGACCCGAAUGCAGAACCAGAGGUCCACCGGCUCUUUUGUGGGGGAGCUGAUGUACAAGAACAGCUUUGACUGCGCAAAGAAGGUGCUGCGCUAUGAAGGAUUCUUCGGCUUCUACCGAGGUCUGGUUCCUCAGCUCAUUGGUGUGGCCCCUGAGAAGGCUAUCAAACUCACUGUCAACGACUUUGUACGAGACAAGUUCACGGACAAGGACAACGCCAUUCCUUUCAUGGCAGAGAUCCUGGCCGGUGGCUGUGCUGGAGGCUCCCAGGUGAUUUUUACCAACCCGCUGGAGAUUGUGAAGAUUCGCCUGCAGGUGGCAGGAGAGAUCACCACAGGACCUCGAGUUAGCGCCCUCAACGUGGUGCGAGACUUGGGCUUCUUCGGCCUCUACAAGGGAGCCAAGGCUUGUUUCCUGAGGGACAUCCCCUUCUCCGCCAUCUACUUCCCCGCCUACGCCCACCUCAAGUCCGCCAUGGCUGACGAGCAAGGUCGGCUGGGCGCCCUGCAGCUUCUCACUGCGGGAGCCAUUGCAGGCAUCCCCGCAGCCUCGCUGGUGACGCCCGCCGACGUCAUCAAGACCCGCCUGCAGGUGGCGGCCCGGGCGGGACAGACCACCUACACGGGCGUGAUGGACUGCUUCAGGAAGAUCAUGAAGGAGGAGGGAUUCCGAGCUCUGUGGAAGGGAGCAGGAGCUCGGAUGUGCCGCUCCUCGCCGCAGUUUGGUGUGACUCUAGUCACCUAUGAACUCUUGCAGAGGUGGUUCUAUGUUGACUUUGGAGGACACCGCCCGUCCGGAGCCGAGCCCACUCCCAAGUCACGGAUCUUGGAGCUUCCUCCCAUCAACGCCGAUCACGUGGGAGGCUACCGUCUGGCCGCCGCCACCUUUGCUGGAGUGGAGAACAAAUUUGGGCUCCACCUGCCCAAAUUCAAGUCAUCCGGCGUGGCGUCCAUCCACCUGCCCGAGCCCGCCACUCCCGCUCAGGCCCCUUAGGAGGCGUCAUAUCGCCACCUAGAUAUUUACACUUGCAAAAACCACUACGCCAGUUUCAAUGUGGAGGGACAAGAAGAAGCCUGGAUGAAGGAGCUGUGGUCCUCAGCUGCCUUGUGUCCUCACUUCAUAGAAAAACACUCCUGUAUUACCUUUUUGUUUGUCUGCUCUGACCUGCAGGAUGAGGACUGUACAUACUGUAAAAGUGCACAAAGAGCUGUACUGUACAUAUUGUAAAGCUGAGCUGAGAUGGAAAUGUAUGCAUGGUGGUGUGACAGCAAGACGGUCUAUGAGAAGACUUUUUUGUUCCUUUCCUUUGCAAUACAGAUGAGUGAGACAUUAGUUAUUGAAUUAAAAAGCAUAUAAUUCAGUCAUUUUAUUGAAAUAAAUCAUCCAUAUGGUUUUUGAUUUUACAA
Molecule: messenger RNA, 2704 nt
Organism: Nerophis ophidion (straightnose pipefish)
Lineage: Eukaryota; Metazoa; Chordata; Actinopteri; Syngnathiformes; Syngnathidae
Product: electrogenic aspartate/glutamate antiporter SLC25A12, mitochondrial-like
Exons: 18
Coding region: 225-2291 (688 amino acids)
Biological process (GO): aspartate transmembrane transport; malate-aspartate shuttle; L-glutamate transmembrane transport
Molecular function (GO): L-glutamate transmembrane transporter activity; calcium ion binding; L-aspartate transmembrane transporter activity
Source: RefSeq, a predicted model, not a curated record